Molecule: messenger RNA, 4693 nt
Organism: Ostrinia nubilalis (European corn borer)
Lineage: Eukaryota; Metazoa; Arthropoda; Insecta; Lepidoptera; Crambidae
Exons: 27
Coding region: 55-4686 (1543 amino acids)
Molecular function (GO): monooxygenase activity; oxidoreductase activity, acting on paired donors, with incorporation or reduction of molecular oxygen; iron ion binding
Source: RefSeq, a predicted model, not a curated record
CAUUGAAUGCUCAUUUGUGAAAGCGGAGCGCUAGCCGAAUAGCGUCUAGUAAAAAUGUUUAUUUAUUUAUUUGCUAUCGCGUUAGUUUUGCUUUUUACACAUGUGGUGUUUAACUAUAAUGUGAGAGCACGGGCGUUGAGGAAAAUACCAGGAAUGAAAGACCAAUUUAUAGUCGGAAAUGCAUUAGAACUUCUGCUUUCACCAGUGGAGCUUUUUAAGCUACCAAGAAAAUACGCACAAAAAUAUGAAAAAAUAUACAGAUUUUGGUCGUUUCCUUUUGCAGCUGUUAUGAUUUACGAACCAAGUGAUAUUGAGAAAGUGUUAUCCAGCACAAAACAUAAUAACAAAGGUCCGCUGUACACGAUUUUGAAACCAUGGCUGCAGGAUGGACUUCUUUUGAGUAACGGUGCAAAAUGGCAGCAACGCCGAAAGAUUCUGACGCCUGCCUUCCACUUCAACAUCCUGAAACAGUUCAGCGUGACCCUGGACGAGAACAGCCAGCGAAUGGCCAAGUCUCUGGAGAAGCUGGACGGGAACAAAGUCGACGUGGUGCCACUCAUCUCGGAGUUCACCCUUAAUUCUAUAUGCGAAACAUCAAUGGGUACCUAUCUCUCAGAUGAAACUUCUUCUGUAGCAAUGAAGUACAAAGAAGCAAUAUACGAACUCGGAAAGAUGUUCGUUGAAAGAUUCACCAAAGUGAUUUACCUCAUAGAUUUCUUUUUCUCUCUGUCCACGAUUGGGAGAAGGCAGCAAAAACACUUGAACACUGUGCACACAUUUACCAAGAGGAUUAUACAAGAUCGGAGACAUUAUGUAGAAGAAUUCGGAAUCGAUAUCAAUGAACAUAAUAUUGACCAAGAUGAAACUUUCUAUACCAAAAAGAAGACGGCUAUGUUAGACCUUUUGAUAUCGGCUCAAAAGAAAGGAUUAAUUGACAAUACUGGUGUGCAAGAAGAAGUGGACACAUUUAUGUUCGAGGGUCACGACACUACUGCUGCAGCUUUAGCAUUUGCUUUGAUGUCAAUCGCCAACGACAGCAAAAUUCAGGGCAAAAUAUUUGUUGAACUUGACGGAAUAUUUGGUGGGUCUGAUAGACCGACCACUAUGGACGACUUUUCAAAGAUGCAUUACUUGGAGUGCUGUAUUAAAGAGACUCUACGACUCUACCCGCCUGUGCACUUCAUGGCUAGGCGAUUAGGAGAAACCGUCCAAUUAGAUAAUUACACCGUAGACGAAGGAACUAUGUGCGUAGUGCUCAUCUACGACAUGCAACGACGAGAGGAUUUGUACAAGGAUCCACUGAAAUUUGAUCCUGAGCGCUUCUUCCCUGAAAAUAGUCAGAAGCGCCAUCCGUACGCGUAUAUACCGUUUAGUGCUGGCCCUAGGAACUGUAUAGGUCAAAAGUUUGCUAUGAUAGAAAUGAAAGCAGCAUUAGCAGCUGUUCUACGGAAAUUCCGACUGGAGCCCGUGACCGGCCACUCGGACAUAGAGAUCACAGCCGACGUUGUUCUGAGGACCUCCCAUCCGAUAUACGUCAAAUUCAUCAAGAGAAAAGGUAGGAUGACCGAUUACAGCUGCCACACCGAUGUACCGAGUUUUAGUGUUCAGUUGAACGCAUUUUGCCGUUCUGCACGGACAGUUUGUGUAAAAAUGAUAGUAUAUCUGCUUAUUGCAGUAAUUAUUGUGUUGUGUUUCGCCGAACUCUACUUGAACCACAGUAAGCUAGCAAGAGAAUUGAAAAAAGUACCCGGACCGAAGAAUCAUUUUAUCCUGGGAAAUGGCUUGGAAAUCAUUGUAUCGCCAGUCGAGUUAUUUAAGUUGGGGAGAAAAUAUGCCAAUAAAUGGAACGGGAUCUACAGAAUUUGGGCGUAUCCUUUCGGUGCCGUGAAUAUUUAUAAUCCAGAAGACAUCGAGAUAGUGGUGUCGACUAUGAAACACAGCGACAAAAGCCCAAUAUACAAGCUGCUAAAGCCCUGGCUUCGCGACGGACUAUUAUUGAGUAGUGGUGCCAAAUGGCAACAACGAAGGAAAAUUUUAACACCAACGUUUCAUUUUAACAUCUUGCGGCAAUUCUACGUUACUCUGGAAGAGAAUAGCCGUCGUUUAGUAAAGAAGUUGGACGCAACGUUAGGAGAGCCUGUCAACGUCACGCCGCUACUCUCCGAAUAUACGUUGAAUUCCAUAUGUGAAACUGCCAUGGGAACACAAUUAAGUGGAGAAACUUCCAAAUCCGCGAAAUCUUACAAAGAAGCUAUUUACAAACUUGGAAAUUACCUAGUGGAAAGAUUCGUCAGGAUUUACUUAUAUUACGACUGUUUAUUCGCUUUUUCUACGCUUGGGAAAAAACAGAAGAAUGCUUUGGAAACGAUACAUCGUUUCACAGAUAAAGUCAUUCGUGAUAGAAAAGAAAAUUUUGUUGAACAAAACACAGAGACCGAAGACGGCGACGAACAUUUAUAUGUGCACAGAAAAAAGAAAAGGACAGCAAUGUUGGAUCUGUUGAUAACGGCCGAGAAAGAAGGACUGAUCGAUGAGUUGGGCAUAAAAGAAGAAGUUGACACAUUUAUGUUCGAAGGACAUGAUACUACAGCAGUAGGACUAACGUUUUUCCUAAUGUUAUUAGCAAAUAACAAAGAAGCACAGGACAAAAUAGUGGCAGAGUUGAACGAAAUAUUUGAUGACUCGAACAGACCAGUGAAAGUUGAAGAUUUGCCUAAGAUGCGCUACCUGGAAUGCUGCAUCAAGGAAUCUUUACGGCUCUAUCCACCGGUUCAUUUUAUAAGUCGUACAAUAAGUGAAACUGUGGUGCUAAGUAAUUACACCGUACCAGCUGGUUCGUUGUGCCAUAUACACAUAUACGACUUGCACCGUCGCGAGGACCUGUUUAAAGACGCAUUGAAAUUCGACCCUGACCGGUUUUUACCGGAAAAUUGCAUAGGACGGCAUCCUUAUGCGUAUAUACCUUUCAGCGCGGGCCCUCGCAACUGCAUAGGUCAGAAAUUCGCGCUGAUGGAGAUGAAAUGUGUCGUUUCCACGCUUUUGCGUAAUUAUGUCCUGCUGCCCGUGACGCGACCUUCGGACAUCGAGAUUGCUGCCGACAUUGUCAUGAGAAAUAAUGGGCCCAUACAUGUCAAGUUCGAGAGUAGGUCAGACGCGGUCGGCACAAUGUUCACUGUAUUACUUACAAUUAUCGCUAUUGUACUAUUUUCACUGCAUCUUUUGUUCAAUUACAAUGAAAAUGCACGGCUGUUUAGGAAAAUACCCGGCCCUCAAGGAGUCUUUAUAGUGGGAAAUGCACUCGAGUACCUUGUCACUCCAGUUGAACUAUUCAAACAUCUAAGAAAAUUGGCGAGCAAAUGGGACCGAAUGUACAAGUUUUGGGCUUUUAACAUCGGUGCAAUAAACAUAUACACGCCAGACGAUAUCGAGACGAUAAUUUCUACAACGAAACAUAACGGCAAAAGCCACAUAUACACUUUUUUAAGUCCCUGGUUGAAAGAUGGGCUACUCUUGAGUAACGGUGCGAAAUGGCAACAGCGGAGGAAAAUUCUGACGCCGGCAUUUCAUUUUAAUAUUCUACGCAAGUUCCAUACGUCAAUCGAGGAGAACACCCAGAGGAUGGUAGAGACGCUAGACAAAGCUCGGGGGAAGGAGGUCGACGUCAUACCUCUGCUGUCUGAGUUUACGCUGAACUCUAUUUGUGAAACGGCCAUGGGAACUCGACUUACUGAAGAAAUCUCCGACGCCGGAAAACCUUAUAAAGCUGCAAUUUAUGAGCUCGGAAAACUCCUUGUUCAAAGAGUCACCAGAAUUUAUUUACAUGCAAAUGUCUUAUUUAACUUUUCAUCUAUUGGGAAAAAGCAGGAGAAAUGCCUAGACACAGUACACAGCCUUACAAGAAAAGUGAUUAAAGAACGAAAGGAGUACGUAGAAAAAAAUGGCUUCGAUAUUUAUGAAACAGACAAUGAUGACACAGUAUUCCUAAACCAGAGAAGGAAGAAAACAGCUAUGUUAGAUUUGAUGCUCUUAGCUCAAAAAGAGGACUUGAUUGAUGAUGAUGGCAUACAGGAGGAGGUUGAUACCUUCAUGUUUGAGGGACAUGACACAACAGCAGCUGGAUUAACAUAUUGUUUGAUGAUGUUAGCAAACAACAAUCAAAUACAGGGCAAAAUAUUUGAAGAGUUACGCGAGGUGUUCGGAGCUUCAGAGCGAUCAGCUACUAUGGAAGACUUGACGAAACUGCGGUACCUAGAAUGCUGUAUCAAGGAAUCCAUGCGACUCUACCCGCCCGUGCCUUUCAUAAGCCGGACACUAACUGAAAAUGUUAAACUGGGGGAAUACAUAAUUCCAAAGGGGACGUACUGUCACAUACACAUCUUCGACCUGCACCGGCGCGAGGACUUAUAUCCGAACCCCACACAGUUCAUCCCAGAUCGGUUCUUACCGGAAAACUGUAUAGGCCGCCAUCCCUUCGCCUACAUCCCAUUUAGCGCUGGACCUCGCAAUUGUAUAGGCCAGAAAUUCGCGAUGUUAGAGAUGAAAUCCGCAGUUUCAGCAAUAUUGCGGCGAUUUCAACUGGUACCUGUCACCCGGCCAGAGGACCUGAAGCUUGCCUCAGAUUUAGUAUUAAGAAACUCCGAACCUGUUUAUGUCUCUUUUAUAAGACGAACAAUAUUACAUGACUGAUUUAACC